AUGGGAAGAGGAAGCUUGCUUUCGGAUUUCGAGGAAGGUCAAAUCCUCGCGAAAAAGGAGCAGGGAUUGUCAAAUCGCAGAAUCGCGCGAGAUUUGGGUCGAUCUCACGCAGUUGUGGAUAACUUCAUCAAGAAUCCUGAAGAAUAUGGAACCAGAAGAAGUGCUGGACGUCCUUCGCUCCUUUCCGACAGAGACAAGCGCCGUAUUUUGAGGGAAGCGUUGAACUCCACCGAGUCCUGCAUGGAAAUCCGAUCUUCACUGAACCUCAAUGUCUCAAAGGACACUGUUUGGAGGGUCAUCAGAAAGUCUCAGUUCAUCGUCAAGAGGAAAAUGCAUAAGGCACCCUUCAUGACAAAAAAAACAUCGAGGAAAUCGGGUCGCUUUCCCCGGAGAGUGCAGCCGAACCGAAUGGAAUAA
This is a messenger RNA of Haemonchus placei, 417 nucleotides long. The record is from the annotation of a GenBank genome assembly. NCBI's taxonomy places the organism in Eukaryota, Metazoa, Nematoda, Chromadorea, Rhabditida, Trichostrongylidae.